Dovyalis caffra is the source of this 2127-nucleotide messenger RNA. NCBI's taxonomy places the organism in Eukaryota, Viridiplantae, Streptophyta, Magnoliopsida, Malpighiales, Salicaceae. The record is from the annotation of a GenBank genome assembly.
AUGGUGGAGAGUGGCAAACGAUCGCGUCCCCAAAGAGAUUAUGAUGGGGAUACCAAUAAUCAGAAGAGGCACAAAGAUGAUAAAGCUACUAAUAAUGAUGAACUGGUUGUUUAUAGAAUACUAUGCCCUGAUGGGGUUAUCGGAAGUGUCAUUGGUAAAAGUGGUAAAGUCAUCAAUUCCAUAAGGCAUGAGUCAAGGGCGAGAGUUAAGGUGGUGGACCCGUUUCCAGGUGCCAAAGAUAGGGUCAUAACAAUUUAUUGCCAUGUCAAGGAGAAGGAAGAUGUUGAUGUUGAUGAUGAUUUCAAUCACACCGGUCCUUUAUGUCCUGCACAAGAUGCUCUUCUUAAAGUUCAUGCUGCAAUUUCAAAUGCUGUUGCAUCUCUUGGGGACUCUGAAAAAAGACGGAGAGAUAAGGAAGAGUGCCAAAUUCUUGUCCCAACUAGCCAGUCUGCAAAUAUUAUUGGUAAGGCUGGGGCAACUAUAAAGAAACUGAGAAACAAGACCAGGACGAACAUUAAAAUUACUGCCAAAGAUGCCUCUGACCCUACUCACUCAUGUGCUAUGGACUUUGACAACUUUCUUCUGAUAACUGGUGAAUCAGAUGCAGUGAAGAAAGCAUUGUUUGCAGUUUCUACAAUCAUGUAUAAGUUCAAUCCAAAAGAAGAAAUCCCCCUUGAGACAACUGUACCAGAAGCUCCUCCCAGCAUUAUCAUACCAUCAGAUGUCCCUAUAUAUCAACCAGGUGGAUUCUAUCCAAAUGCAGAUCCGAUUGUUUCUUCUAGAUCCGUUCCGCCAAUCUUAGGUGCUACACAUAUACCGGAGCUUCAGGGUUAUGGGGAUAUAGGGAGUUCUUGGCCCAUUUAUUCAUCUACGCUCCCUGUAGUUCCCAGUUUUGGCAAUGCUUCUCAAUCUGAGGAGUUAAUUAUACGAGUAUUAUGCCCAUUUGACAAGAUUGGCCGUGUCAUUGGCAAGGGAGGGAGUACCAUUAAAAGCAUAAGGCAGGCUAGUGGUGCUCGGAUUGAGGUUGAUGAUACCAAAGCUGAUCGGGAUGAGUGUAUUAUUACAGUCAUUGCAACUGAGUCUCCCGAUGAUUUGAAAUCCAUGUCAGUUGAAGCUAUUUUGUUGCUUCAAGGAAAGAUUAAUGAUGAAGUUGAUGACACUGUUGGCAUUCGGCUCCUUGUUCUCUCUAAAGUUAUUGGGUGUAUCAUAGGAAAAAGUGGUUCAAUUGUAAAUGAAAUUCGAAAGAGAACUAAUGCUGAUGUCCGCAUCUCAAAAGGGGAUAAGCCUAAGUGUGCUGAUAGUAAUGAUGAACUUGUUGAGGUGGUUGGAGAAGUUGGUAGUGUGAGGGAUGCACUUGUCCAGAUUGUUCUAAGGCUCAGAGAUGAUGUAUUGAAAGAAAAGGAUGGUGGUCUGAAUUCUUCUGUUGGUACAGAUUCUGUAUACCCUGUCGGUGCUGGUCUUUCUAUACCAUCUAUCCUUCCUUCUGUUCCACCAGUUGCUCCGAUGGGUUAUGAUCAGAGGCCUGAAAGUGGAAGCGGAUUGGGCAUGCUUUCAUCAAGCAGCCUUUAUGGAUAUGGAUCCUUACCGAUGGGAGAAAAUAGCUAUGGUUCUCUGGCCUCGUAUUCUUCGUCUAAGCUGUUCAGAGGGUUAGUACAUUGUGCUCUUGAAAACCCAGAAUUUUUUUCUUUGACCUCUAUACUUUCCAUGCAAACUGAUUUUCUGGACUUACGCAGUUUGCCUCCAUCCUCAACUCUGGAAAUGUUGGUGCCUGCUAAUGCAGUUGGUAAAGUGAUGGGUAAAGGAGGAGCAAAUAUAGCCAACAUCCGAAAGAUAUCAGGAGCAAUGAUAGAAAUCUCUGAUGCCAAGUCUGCAAGGGGUGAUCGUAUUGCUCAUGUAUCUGGCACACCAGAGCAAAAACGGGCUGCUGAAAACUUGAUCCAGGCAUUUAUUAUGGCCACGUCAAAUGAGGAGAUAUGCCAGUGGGUUAAUAUCCAUGGUUAUAGGUUCUUGUCAUUGUUUGCUCGAUCUAAUCUUCUAUCUGCAGCUCUUAGAACAUUUUCUCAUGUCCCUAAGUUGUCCCCUAGUCGCUAUUCCAACUCUACUAAGAUUGUUGGAACUUGGGAGUAG